Penicillium manginii is the source of this 867-nucleotide messenger RNA. RefSeq names its product proteasome core particle subunit alpha 7. Gene Ontology annotation, cellular component: nucleus; proteasome core complex, alpha-subunit complex; proteasome core complex. NCBI's taxonomy places the organism in Eukaryota, Fungi, Ascomycota, Eurotiomycetes, Eurotiales, Aspergillaceae. Bases 1 to 867 code for a protein of 288 amino acids. The transcript has 5 exons. The record is from RefSeq and is a predicted model, not a curated record. Gene Ontology annotation, biological process: ubiquitin-dependent protein catabolic process.
AUGACGUCAAUUGGUACGGGCUACGACCUUUCCAACUCGGUCUUUUCGCCCGAUGGCCGCAAUUUCCAGGUUGAAUACGCCGUGAAGGCUGUCGAGAACGGAGGCACAGCUGUCGGCAUCCGAUGCAAGGACGGUGUUGUGUUGGCAGUGGAAAAGAUCAUCACGAGCAAGCUCCUGAAGCCCGGCGCUAAUAAGAGAAUCGCGACCGUCGAUCGUCAUGUCGGAAUUGUUUCUGCUGGCCUCGUCCCCGACGGCCGCCAUUUCGUUUCCAGAGCCCGAGACGAAGCUUCCUCCUGGAGAGGCGUCUACAAGGGACCCAUCCCGACCUCCGCACUCGCCAACCGCCUCGGCGGCUACGUACAAGCCUACACACUCUACUCAAGCGUACGACCAUUCGGCACAACCGCCAUCGUCGGCGGCUGGGACAGCGAGGCAGAACUAGCAGUCGACGGCCAGGUCGGCACCGGGCCGGCCUCUGGUUCUGGCGGCAAGGUCGAGGGUGCUAAGGGUGGUGGUCCGGGACUAUACAUGAUUGAGCCCAGUGGACUCUAUUGGGGCUAUUACGGCGCAGCAACCGGUAAAGGCCGACAAGCCGCGAAAGCCGAACUGGAAAAACUCGACCUAAGCUCCGGCAACCUCUCACUCGCGGACGGCGUGAAGGAAGCAGCUCGGAUCAUCUACGUCGCGCACGAGGAUAGCAAGGACAAGGAAUUCGAGCUCGAGAUGUCAUGGAUUUCCUCGGUUGAUGGUCCGACUAAGGGCCGCCAUGAGGAAGUCCCCAAGGAAUUGCGCGAGGAGGCGGAGAAGGCUGCGAGAAGGGCCUUGGAGGGCGAGGACGAGGACGAAGAGGAGAAGAUGGAGGAGUAA